This is a messenger RNA of Orbicella faveolata, 1416 nucleotides long. RefSeq names its product small VCP/p97-interacting protein-like. The record is from RefSeq and is a predicted model, not a curated record. Gene Ontology annotation, biological process: negative regulation of ERAD pathway; negative regulation of retrograde protein transport, ER to cytosol; positive regulation of autophagy. Lineage: Eukaryota; Metazoa; Cnidaria; Anthozoa; Scleractinia; Merulinidae. Gene Ontology annotation, cellular component: endoplasmic reticulum membrane.
CACUUCAUUCAAUUUACAUGAUGUAUAUUGUCAUCUUGACGUCUGCGAGAACUCCUUGAUUUCUGUUGUUCUCUAUGUACGUGUGUCCUCAGUCUUUGGAAUGUAGCGAGUUACUAUUUAAUAGAAGUAAUGGGGAACUGCCUUGAUUGCUUAAACCCACAACCCGAAGUUGAAACUCCUGAUCCGGAAACAAGAAGGCGACAACAACAAGAGGCUGCAUUAAAACGACAGCAGCAAGCUGAGGGCCGUGGUGUUAAGGAUCCAGAGAGACUCAAACGACAGCAGAAAAGAAAGGAAGAUGCAGAGAAAGAAGCUUUGAAGCAGGGUCCUUCAGAUGGAGGAUUAAAGUGGACUGUUGGAUGAAAGAGCCCUUAGAAUUAAGUAGGUAACAAAAUUGCCCAUGAAGCGUCAUUCAAGAAUUUUCAAAACCCAUAAUGAUGAAAUAGUCAUAAAUUAAUUACAUGUACUGUACAAGUGCUUAAAUUUGAAUAAUUGAAUUUGGUCAAAAGCGCAGGCCCCCAUUUUAUUCCUUAUCUAUUUUGCUCAAAUUAUAGGUACUUAUCAAUAAUGACAAUAUUGUUGACUUAAUUGCAACUGUGUCAACAAGUAUAGUAAAGGGUGAAACCCUCAUUCUGUUAUUCAGGGACUUGGAAAUAAAAGCUUUGCUCAAUUGGCAUUAUUUAAGUGUAUUUGACAGUGUGUAUUAAAUGUAGUUAAAUUGAUGGCAAACCAGUUUCAAAUAACAGUUCUUAUUUAAAGAAUAAAUGGCUCUGGUUAAUUGCAGAUUUCACACGCUCUGGUUAAAGUUCAAAAUUUAAAUGUUUUUCUUUUUUAGCAGGAAACAUUUCUUGGUUUACUGUUACAAUCAAAUCACCAGUGUGUUGAACUGUUUCUAAGAGAAAAUGAUUGUGAAGAGUACAAUCAGAUUUUAAGGCAAAGUUACCUAGGAUUUCAAGUUUUAACCACUCAUUCAGGGCCUUGCACAACAAAAAGAACCAAGGAAGCAAAGAUCCAAAGAAACAUAACCUCUCACAGAUAUAACUUUGUUACAAAAAUAAUGGUAUCCUAGUCAGUUACUUUAUCACUUGUGUCAAAAAGAUAUCUGGUUUAUUUUUUAUGCAAUAUAACAAGAAAAGGAACAAGAAAUUAAUAUCAAUUUCCAAUUUACACUUAGCUUAAUUACAGAAAGUUGAUGAAUAAAAAUUCUGCUAGGGCAUAAAGAAAAGUGCUUCUUGUCACAUAAUGUAGGCAAAAGAUGUUCGUAUUAUAACUUUUAAAAGGACAACUGAUAAAAUUAAGUUCACUUUAGGUGAAGUGAUUCAAAUUAUUUAUUUAGUAAUUUUACCAUAAAGAGCCGGCAAAAAAUGAAGUCUGUAAACUGAAGACUGAGCCAAUUAAACUCCGCAGAACAUCUGG